AUGGCCCCGGCCCGGCCCCGCCCGCGGCCCCGGAGCUGCCGUUGGAGGGUUUUGAUGGAGGAAGUUGGAGGCCAGCAACGCUGCGGCUCCAUUCGGGUGCUGGAUCAGACUCUGGGACCGUCCCACAAAUCAAGGCCACGGAGAGCCGCAGCCGAGGCCCCCCGGGACCGAGACCGGGACAACCUCGGGACACGGCUCCGGGACACGGGAGCAGGAAGCUCGUGCUCCUCGCCGCCCUCGCCCUCUGCGGUGAGUCCCGCCCGGAGCCUUCGGCCUCGGCACCUCCUGACACCCUCCCUGACCCCGCCGCUGGGGACUCACGCCGUCCCUCUGUCCCCAGGGCGCUGCUCCGAGCUCGAUCUCGAUGGGAUGCAGCGGGUGGUCGGUGGGACCGAGGCGCGCUCGCACGCCUGGCCCUACCAGAUCUCCCUCCAGUAUUACUCCGGGGGCAGCUGGCACCACACCUGCGGGGGCUCCCUCAUCCGCAGGAACUGGGUGAUGACCGCCGCCCACUGCGUGAACAAUAACAUGAACUACCGUGUGGUGGCCGGCGAGCACAACCUCAACAGGAACGAGGGCAGCGAGCAGAUCUUCAGCGUCAGCAAGAUCAUCGUCCACCCCUACUGGAACAGCAACAACGCGGCCGCGGGCUACGACAUCGCCCUGUUCCGCCUGAGCGGCUCCGCCACCCUGAACAGCGCCGUGCAGCUGGCGGUGCUGCCCCAGGAGGGCACCAUCCUGCCCAACAACUACUCCUGCUACAUCACCGGCUGGGGGCUCACCCGCACCAACGGGCAGCUGUCCAGCGUCCUGCUCCAGGCCUACCUGCCCGUCGUGGACUACCAGACCUGCUCCAGCCCGUCCUACUGGGGCUCCACCGUCAAGAACACCAUGGUGUGCGCCGGCGGCGACGGCGUGCGCUCCGGCUGCCAGGGCGAUUCCGGCGGUCCCCUGCACUGCGCCGUCAAUGGCCAGUACCAGGUGCACGGCGUCACCAGCUUCGUGUCCAGCCUGGGCUGCAACGUCCUGCGCAAACCCACCGUGUUCACCCGCGUCUCCGCCUACGUCUCCUGGAUCAACAGCGUGAUCGCCCAGAACUGAGCAGAGCGGGACAAGCCCCCGCUCGCCCUCGCCCACGGACAUCCCCUGACUCCCCCGCGCCGCGCUCCGGCCUUCUCGCCCCCGAGCCGGGGCCAAUAAAAUCUCUCUUCCCGUC
Corvus hawaiiensis (hawaiian crow) is the source of this 1216-nucleotide messenger RNA. Its product is annotated as chymotrypsin-like elastase family member 1. The record is from RefSeq and is a predicted model, not a curated record. Gene Ontology annotation, biological process: proteolysis. Bases 1 to 1101 code for a protein of 366 amino acids. Lineage: Eukaryota; Metazoa; Chordata; Aves; Passeriformes; Corvidae. The transcript is spliced from 9 exons. Gene Ontology annotation, molecular function: serine-type endopeptidase activity.